Molecule: messenger RNA, 2171 nt
Organism: Formica exsecta
Lineage: Eukaryota; Metazoa; Arthropoda; Insecta; Hymenoptera; Formicidae
Exons: 3
Coding region: 92-1072 (326 amino acids)
Biological process (GO): DNA catabolic process
Cellular component (GO): cytoplasm
Molecular function (GO): nucleic acid binding; 3'-5'-DNA exonuclease activity
Source: RefSeq, a predicted model, not a curated record
GAUAGUUCAUAGAAAUCAUCAUAUCAAAUAAUGAGGAGAUAAUGCAGAGAAGAUAUGAAGAAGAGAAUCCAUUAAGUCAAUAUCUAAAAUAAUGGAAAUUCAAACAUUUAUAUUCUUUGAUUUGGAAACAACUGGUUUGAUUCAAGGAAAGAUCAUGCCAAGAAUCACGGAAAUUGCUUUAGUUGCUGUUACAAGAGAGUCGAUAUGUAAUUGCAACAAAGCAUCUUUGCCGCGAGUCUUGCAUAAGCUAAUACUUCCGAUCAAUCCCCAAAAAAUCAUACCACCAACUGUAGCAUAUAUGACAAAAUUAUUUAACGAGGACAUGUUGCUACUGCAGCCUUUUGAGUGUGAAGUUUAUGAGUUAAUAAUGUGCUUUCUACAGCGUCUCACACCACCAAUUUGUUUUGCAGCACAUAACGGCAACAGAUUCGAUUAUCCAAUAUUCUUGAAUGAACUCGAGCGCAUAAAUAAGGUUUUUGAUGACAAAAUUCUAUGCAUUGAUACAUGGAAGAUGUUUCAAGAUUUCUUUAAGAAAAAAGAUUUGGAACGAAAGACAGUCCAAGAUUUGUUGGAUGAUGAGUACAAUGAUUCGCUCUCCAUGUUGGAUAUAGAUAUGGUAAUGAUGGAACAAAAGACUAAAAUUGAUGCCAUGCCCAUUUCGCAAGCGACGCCUCCCUAUAACGGAUAUAUCAAAGUUAUAAACGAUAAGAAAUACGAUACAAACAAGGAGUAUAACAAUGACAUCGAUGUCGAAUCGCCGGAGGAUUUUAGACAAAAAGCUAACGAAAAAACGCCAGAGAAUCAAGUAAUGAGGCAGCAUGAGAUUGUUCUUGUAGAAAGACCAUUUAAAAAAAAUAAUCCAAGGAAGAAAUUGGAUUUUGGUUGCGAAAGACCAGUCAGCCUUAAACUCGGCGCCAUUUAUGAAUAUAUGUUUGAUUCAAAUUUUCCUCACGAACAUUCGGCCGAGGCCGAUUGUCUCGCCAUGAUACGUUGCAUCACCAAUAUUGUCGACUUCUUCCUUGAGUGGUCAGAUAAUAAUGCAACUCCAUUGGUUUGCUGUAAAAGAAUAUAGUGCAAUAUUGUUAAUUGAUAUUUUAGACAAUAAGAAUGAUACAUAAACGAAUGAAAAAUGAUACAGAAUUAUGCAGUACAAAGGGGAUAUAUGUGAUUAUUAUGAAUUAAGAUGCAAGGCUAGUAUAUGAAAUUGGAAAUAAUGUUGUAAAAGCUUUCAUCUCUCUAUAUAUUAAAUUAUUAAAUGCAAAACAGUAUUCAUAACUUGUAAUAUUAGUCUAAAUGAGACUAUUUGUGAUAACAAAAUAUAAUUCAUUGAUGAUUCAUUUCGUUUUUAUAUGAUUUAAAAAUUAUAUAUACAUAUAUAAUUUUAUAAUUUAUUGUAAGCUGCGCAAAGUUAAUUAUAAUCUAUUAGAGGAUAAUUGCACUUUGUAUAUGAUAGCAGUCUACUUCAACAAUGCAUGUUGAAUUGUUAUUUAUAGUUCUUUCGUUGCUUAUUUAUAAUAUACAUUCUUGUAUAUUAUAAUUUAUUCUUCUGUAACACUUAUGGAAAAAUUGGAAAAAGCUUUUUAUUUCUGUGAAAGAAUUGUGUAGGCUUUUUCUUUUUUAUUAUAUAUGAAAGAAAUGCUUAAAAUGAAUUGUAUUCAUACUUUAAUCUGAAAACAGUGUACAAUCAGAUAUGGCAUAAAAUUGCUUCUAGUUUGACGUUGAAAAAUAUUAGAAGAUGUGAAUCUCUUUUUUUAUAAAUAAUGAUGUUAGAUUCUAUUCUUACCUCUUCCUUGAAUUUAGAAAAAGGAAAGAAGAGAAUAAAAAUGAAUUCAUUUUAUGAAAAUGCAGUUGUUUUAAAGAAAUCGAGCUAUAAGCUUGUUUUAAUUGUUCAUGUCUACGUUUAAAGUAAAUUAGUACUUUCAAUUAAUUAUACAUGUUUCGUUUUAAAGUACUUUUAAAAACUAUUUUAAUUAGUGAUAAGACUAUUAAUCUUCUUAUCAGUUGUAUUAACAAAAUCAAUUUCUUUAGGUACUUAACUUUUUAUAUAUAUUCGUGACAGCAGAACUUAUAUUUUUAUUUUUAUGAAAUAAAUGUAAUACAGAAUGUUAAAAUGAAAUAUAUAGUCAUAUAUUUUAUACUCUAAGACUGAAUAAAUUGGCGAUUAAGAUAGC